Cuscuta epithymum is the source of this 875-nucleotide messenger RNA. The record is from the annotation of a GenBank genome assembly. Lineage: Eukaryota; Viridiplantae; Streptophyta; Magnoliopsida; Solanales; Convolvulaceae.
GCCCAAAAAAAAAAGCAAUUUCGUACAAACCAAGUAUUGUCGCCACGUUGCCACCGAAGACAAACGUCCCCCUAAACUCUUCCACCGACUCCUCUUCCUUUACGACCUUCAUCGUCUCUACUCUUUCUCUCUCAGUUGAUCAUCAAUGGCGGAAGCGAAAUUCGUCCUUGCCCUUUUAGUAUUUCUGUGUUCAAUAUUUUCCAUGAGCCUAGCCGACUCUAAUGAUUUUCAGUACUGCAGCAAGAAGAACUAUGAUGUUAAGGUCAGCGGAGUUGAUAUAACACCUAGUCCUGUGCAAAGAGGCAUCAACACCACUUUUAGCAUAUCAGCUUAUUCAGAUAAAGACAUUUCUGGGGGGAAGAUGCAGAUUGAUGUCAAAUACUGGAUAUUUAAUGUCUACAGUGAGACACAUGACCUAUGUGAAGAGACACCUUGCCCUAUUUCUGCCGGUGAUUUUGUCAUAGCACACACCCAAGCGUUGCCUGGGAUAACCCCUCCUGGUUCCUACACGCUGACCAUGAAGAUGAUGGAUGGGAAGAAGCAUGAGUUGGCAUGUAUCAGCUUCGACUUCAGCAUCGGUUUUUUUGCAGCAGCAGAACCCAAGGUGGCAGUUGCUGAUAGUUAAGUGCCGUAGUCUGUCCACUUUUUAUUCGGAGUGUCUUCCUGUCUUCUAUGUAAAAUAUAUGUUGAUGUAGCGUGAUGCCUGACUUCGUACAAUUUUAAUGAAGACUAUAACUUCGCACGUGGUUACUCCUUUUUCAAGUUCUUGGUCCAGCACCCUUGUGAAUGAUUGUUAAUGUUAUCAAUGAUGGACUCAUUGCCUGGAAUAAUGUGUUUCAAGUUCCAAGUUAAUUUGUUUCAAGUUCUUGGUCCAG